CCUUGUUUCACCUUGAAAGCUCUCCUCGGUGUUGCCCUCCCAACCUCAGCAAACACCUCCAACCAUACAGAUCUGUUACACAUUAACCUGGAAAUCAAUCACGUGGGACGUUUUCUGUGGAUUGAAGAUUAUUCCAGGGAAACGUGAGGGUGUAACCAGGGUCUCAGAGCAGGAAUGUUAGUUACUGACAGCAAGUGAUGAGCAACAGUCAACACUAACAGUGAAAAUCACAGGACUUUUCCCCACUCGAUAUUGUAGGGAAUAUUUGAACUGCGCUUUCCCUGUUUGUGUGGCUAUAAUGUGAUUCCCACAGAAAACGAAAGCAGAUUAGCCUCUGGACAUCGCCAUCCCGGACACAGGUUUAAUUUACUGUUUAUAGUGAAGAUUCUUCUCUUUCGAUGCAAAACCUAAACAGUGCUCGAUGUCCUGACAGAUGAUGGAGAAGAUUUUCAUUGUGAUUUUCCUGUUUGAGAUUCCAGCUUCACUUUCCGAUUCUUUUAUAGUUAAUGGUCCACGUCAGCCUGUCCUCACAGCUCUGGGGAACGAUGUCACUCUGGGAUGUUGGUUAACACCAGGAGUGGCUGCAGAUAUGAUGGUCGUGGAAUGGAGUAAAUCUGAUUCUGGGGUUGUGGUGCAUUUAUACACACGUGGAGUGGAUCGACUUGAUCAGCAACAUGAAGCCUACAGAGGAAGAACUGAGCUCAUUAGAGACGGGAUGACUCGAGGAAACUUGUCUCUCAGACUGAAGAACGUGAGGUGCUCAGACCAAGGAGAAUACACAUGUUCUGUGAGAUCCACAACAGAUUUUGGUGAAACAACAGUGGUUGUGAAAGUUGAAGACCGCAGACGGCUGCCCUUGAUUUCCAUGGCAGGUUACCAGGACUCGAGGCUUAAACUCACCUGUAAAUCAAAAGGCUGGUAUCCCGAACCUCGUGUAGUUUGGUUUGAUAGGAGUGGAGCAAAGGUGAAAGCCAAGACUGAAACAUGCACUCAGGGGUCUGAAGACUGUUGGAAAUGUGAAAGUAGCAUUGAUAUAACCAGAGAUUCUACAGACAGAUUCACGUGUCUGACAGCAAACUUUCUGGAGGAAAGUGAGGCGAAUAUCCAGGUAUCAGAAGUGUUUUUCCACCGAGGCCCAGACUGGCUGGUGGCUUUCCUUGUGACGUUCACUCUUGUGCUUGGAGCAGCUGGUGUGUUGAUGCUCUUCUGCAGAAAACGAUUGAAAAAAGUAAAAGUUUAUGAAAAUCUAAAAAAGGGAUUUAAAAAUCUGGGUAAGUAACAACAUUACAAACAUCCCCGAGCCUCAGCCUCCCCGAGAGUCAGGUCCUCGGAGACCUACCACAAGCCCUUCCUGUGCUCUCUGGUGACCUCAG
This is a messenger RNA of Callorhinchus milii (elephant shark), 1373 nucleotides long. RefSeq names its product butyrophilin subfamily 3 member A2-like. The record is from RefSeq and is a predicted model, not a curated record. The transcript has 6 exons. Lineage: Eukaryota; Metazoa; Chordata; Chondrichthyes; Chimaeriformes; Callorhinchidae. Bases 434 to 1279 code for a protein of 281 amino acids.